Folsomia candida is the source of this 4309-nucleotide messenger RNA. RefSeq lists its product as uncharacterized. The record is from RefSeq and is a predicted model, not a curated record. Bases 121 to 2223 code for a protein of 700 amino acids. The transcript has 7 exons. Lineage: Eukaryota; Metazoa; Arthropoda; Collembola; Entomobryomorpha; Isotomidae.
CACCGUGUAAAUAGCAAUAGCAAUGAAUCAAGGCAUAAAUAAGAACACCAUUAACUACAAUGGAUUAUAAAUACAAAUAUUGCACAACAACUAAAGUUGUUUUGAACAAAUUCUUGUACGAUGGGUUGUACCACCUGCUUACGUCUCCUACUUUUUCCAUUAUUGCUUCUUCACAUAAUAAUCCGAGCGUUAGAACCAGAUUGGACCUUGCCGAAUUGCGAUUCUGCCGACUUUUACAAACCAUACGUCCGAAUUUCAAUCACCAGAAAAGGGUUUGUCCUUCAAACUCUUCACAACACUGGGUUCAUCGAUGUCCGCCCCUACUCUGGAGUUGUCUGCAUCAAUGGACCAACAAUCAUUUACUCUACGGAUGACUUUUCCAUGGGCGAACCAAGUCUGUUUUUUCAUGGAUGCCUCACCUUUAAUCGACGAAAUCCAGACUCUUACAAAUCUGGAGAUAACCAAUCUGCUGUUGUUGGUCAUAACAAAUUCACUGGCAUAUUUCUCCUCACAUCAACAGAGGAUUAUCGCCGCUCCGCAUUUUUCUUCUUCCCUGGAAAUUUUUUCCGGAUUCCCCUCGAGUUUUUAAGGAACAUUCCAAGUGGUGGGGUUGCUACUACCCAAGGGGUCUCAUUUCCAGGGGCAGAAGUGCACGACUCAUCCUUCGCUAUGGUGACCAAUGAUGGGGGAAUGUGGGGGUCAGACGAGAUUGAAAUUCCACCAAAACCAUCCUCCUACUGCUUCAAUUUAUCCCACUAUGACGAAUUCGGAGUGGUGCACGGGCGACAAACGGUGGGAAUGAGUCCCAUGUUUUGCUUACGACAAGAAGGCGAAGACAUCGAAUUCGACGAGGUCUUCACCCAGAACCCAAACUUGUCCACUGACAUGUUUUCUUGGACUGGGUGUGGGGAAAAUGGAGACGGUGAUGGCUCUGUCAUAAACUCAUCCUUGGUACCAAAUCAGCUCCCAGAUUUUAGGAUUGUGCAUCCCGGAGCAAUUUCAGAACCAAGUCCUGGACAAUGGUUUAUACCAGGACUGAUCAACUCCACUGGAUUUUAUGCCUCACCGCCACCUCCCUCGUCGGCGCAGCCAAAUUCAACCGCAGAGACGGGAAUAGUGUCAGUAACUCUGACUGAUUGCGAAGAGGUCAUUCCCGUUCCGGAUUGUGAUGAAACUAUUAAUAGUGUCGAGGCUUGUGAUUUGCUCGGUCAUGUGCUCACUCAAAACAUGACGGACUGGACUGAUCCAAAACUCAACGCAGGAAGUUGGCGAAGAAAAGUGAUGACACAAUUUGUCAAUAUUUACAAAAAAGUUUGCCCUCAAGUUUCGCCUGCUUUGCCAACCGCUAUUAUUUCCAUUGUAUCUUUUUUCAUUAAUCGGAUUGCAUCGCGUGCAGAAACCCAACAAUCGAACCCAAGUAAUCCAAAGGGAGAGGAAAAGUGGAGGCUAAUAAACCAAGACAAAACCAUGGAGUGGAAACAACUAAUCACUGAACUUAACAAUUGUGAAGACAAAGCAUUCAAACUUCCACUCUAUUGUACCAAAGAUCCCAACAAUGUCAAAAGAAAGAAAGACUUGGAACAAAAGCUGGAGCAACUAGCCUUCAAUCCCGACUCGUCGCAAUAUACAAGGUCUCAGUUGGAUGAAGCAAUUAAAGAAGUUCGAGUCAUGGAACCCUACCGAAUCUGGCUACCCCCACCGGUUGCUCGUGGAAAUGGAACGAAAAUUCGAUUAGGUCGACACAUUGAAGCGGCGGAAGUAGAUUAUGAUCUCGACUGGGUGAUUGACAGCUUUUGGCGUAUUUACUCAACAGUGAUUGGAUAUUGCAUUCCACAUUUUAGCGACUUUCCGGAUAACAAGGUCUUUGUCGCCCUUCAUGCUAAUUUUACGACAGACUUUCUAGACUUGGUUGUGGAGCAGUGGACACAUGCCGAACCGCUGGAUGAAAAAGGGAAUCCAGAUCCCAAUGGAAAAGCGUAUAUUUUUGGCAACUUUGAUCCAGUGUAUCAACACCUUUUUGGAGAAUAUGUUGGUGGACUCUCGUCCCGGUACAUGGAAGCGUGUAAUGAUGGCUCCUAUUGGCAAAGCUGGUUCCCAGACUGGCGACUACCACGACCCAUUUAUCUUAAACCAGGGCCUAACGUCACCGAUAACCGUACACUCAACUUUUUCAUUGCACAUCCCCUUAUGCCAAACUACGAUCCUGAUUUGUACGGCAGCUAAGAUACUUGUAUUAAAGAAAGGGAACUACUCAUUAUUAUAUAUUUUGUACAAAUGCAUUCAAACUAUUUGUUUGCAACGAAUUUACAACGACUUUAAUCACAAUAUACACUUGUAUUCAUGGGAAGUUUAUUAAUAAUAUGCUAAAUAAUUGUUAAGUCCUUGUUUAAUCAUUAGUGCCCACAAAUCCUUGUGAUUUUAAUGUGACGAUUAGGUCAAUUUUGCAAAGGUGAACAAAUGUAUCUUGAUGUAUAUUAAUGAUGGCAAAUGUCAUACUGUAGAUUAUGUGUAUUAGUAUUUAUAUAUAAUAAAUAUAUGCUUAUGAACUGUGCUCCGAGACAGGGCUUGGGAACCAGCGGCUUAUCGCCCGUAUCUUCUAAUUAUUACUCACCUACAUACUUAUACUACAUACUCAUGUAGCAAUGGAAAAUUUCAUGAAAUAAUUAUUUAUUCGCACAGCCAGAUUUUACCUUGCAUAGGGAAAAAUAUAAUUUAUGUAUUUGUUUGGUGCAGCAUAAUUUGCUGAACUUGUGUAACAUACCUGUAUGGGAACUCCACUGUUUUCGUACAGUUGCACUUUUGGAAAUUCUGAAAUCCUUCUUUACUUAUCCUCCAUCGCAUUCCAUUCACUCCAUAAUUACCUUCCACCAAAACAUAAUUUUCAUUCUAGAAAUUGCAUUUUUUAUCAUGUUCAGUUUCGGAUAAACAAUUGUUUUACAAACCACGAUUUGACUUGAUUUUCUGAGCCAUAAGAAAAUGUCAUUCCUUGAAUCCAAACUGGAGGUCGAUAAGAGGGAAAAAAUCCUUUACGAUUUUCUGGUGAACUCACCGAGAAUAAGUGGUCACCAAGAAGGAGGCAAGAUAGCCACGCCUCAGAGUAUCCCCUGGAUUGACCCCAUUCUAUUAAACGAAGGUUAUUCUUUUGUCCGGCAUAACUUUGCAGUCGUGAUUUUUUCAAUGGUUGCCUCAAUGUGGAUCGGGUUAUCGGGAAAACCUGUGUCUAAGCUUCAGUUUAGACGCUAUUAUCCUGAGAAUGUGGGAGGAUCCGUGUUUCUUGAAGCCCUGCGCAAAAAUUUGGUAUGGCUCACCCAAAAUAUUAUGAACCAAGAAGGUCCUGCCUAUAAGCAAACUGCGUACAUCUACAAAUUGCACACCAUGUUUGCAGAGCCAACCAAGUCAACUGGCAAAAAGCUUGAAUUUCCACCAAGUGAUCUCAAAUUUCCAGUCGAGUAUGGGGAGCUAAUUGAAGCCUUGCAAAAGGAUUUGAAACGUGUGGAUACUUCUUUGGUCCCGGAAGAAUUCCAGACUUGGGAUCCACCGAUACACUUUUCUCAGCUGAAUUUGGCAUUGAUUCAAUUUGGAGCGAUAGCAACCCUGUUUCUUUAUCCAAGGGUUUGUGGGCUCAGGGAAGAACAAGGUAAUGGGCUUCGUGGAUAUUUCCACAUUUGGGCCGUGAUUGGUCGAUUACUCGGACUUGAGGACCAAUUUAACCUCGCCCUUUUCCCGGACAGGGAACUGUUUUCGAAAAUAUUUACUAAUACUGCAUUGCCCAACAUAAAGCGAGCUGACGAGUCGGUGGUAUUUUUGUGGGAUUAUAUAGCCUCAAAAGUUCCUCUGGUCAGAGUUAAGAGUUUACUCUUUGUAUCCUUGAAUGUCGUGAAUUUUGAGGGUGCUUGUCUGUGGGAGAGGAUGAGCUGGAGAGAUAAGCUGUCGUAUUUUCUCCUGAGAUCAUUACCUAUUGCCAUUUACAAGAGUAAUAUAUUUAGAGUGCUGGCUAAUUACAGCACGUGGGCGAUUCUCUCACUCAUUUUCUGGCUAAAUGGGAUAAAGAUGUGAUAAAAACCUGUAAAAAUAUUAGAACAUUUAUAUACAAUUUUCACAUGUAUGUAUAUCUAUCAAGGCAUAUUAAUCUAUUGACUUUGUAACAAGUUGUAUUUGUGAAUGUAAGAGAUGAUACAGUUCAUUUCAUACAUGAAUCUCAUAAAAUUGUUUAAAACAGAUUAAUCAGUACCAUAUGCAAACCUCUAUUUUUUAUUAAAACAACCCAAUAAAUAUUUAAAAUACUAAUAAUAAAGUUUUCUUAUGAUUA